Nilaparvata lugens (brown planthopper) is the source of this 5184-nucleotide messenger RNA. RefSeq names its product piwi-like protein Siwi. Gene Ontology annotation, biological process: regulatory ncRNA-mediated gene silencing. The coding region runs from base 300 to 2945 and encodes 881 amino acids. The record is from RefSeq and is a predicted model, not a curated record. Gene Ontology annotation, cellular component: P granule. NCBI's taxonomy places the organism in Eukaryota, Metazoa, Arthropoda, Insecta, Hemiptera, Delphacidae. The transcript has 13 exons. Gene Ontology annotation, molecular function: protein binding; piRNA binding.
UUUUCCGCUUUCCGGUUAUGCAUUUUAUUUAUUCUGGGAUUGCAAUUGCUAUGUGGUGGGUGAACUAUUGCUGUCGAUAAUUGUAAAUUUUGUUUUGGCUGGAUUUAUUUGCUCAAAUUAAAAACUUUUUAUCUGUCAAACUCUUUUAAAUCUGAUUUUACAUAUUUUUUUCAAAUUGGCAUCUGCUUUAUAUUGUAACUUCGGGCAAAAGUAGGUCAAGUCAAGUGUAGUAGCCGAGUUCACGCAAGACAGGAACAUUUUUCAUGUUCUUCCUCGUGGUCUAAACCUGUUUGGAUAGGAUGGGUGACGAGGUGCGAGGUCGUGGACGAGGGCGGGGAAGAGGGGUGAGGCCUCCAGCGGCAGGGGGGCCGCCCGCGGGACCCACACAGCCCCAUCAGCCGACAAGGGGCGGAGGGGCGAGAGUGGCCCAGCCGGGGCCAGCACCACAGGCGGGGCUGCCGGGGCGGGCCACCACCAGUCGUGGCAGGCAGCAGGCAUCUGGGGGCGGCGAUGAGCUCACUUCAGCCAUGAGAGGACUCGCUGUCAAACAGGAAGUCACACCAGCUGGCCCAUCAGGUUCUGGAGAUACAAUUGGUAGAGGCGCUUUGCGAGGCACUCGAACCAUAGAAAGACCAACGUUCAUCCGUACUAAGCCGGAUAGUUGCGCAAACAAACAAGGUGUGACUGGUCAGAAGGUGGUCUGCACAGCCAACUAUUUCGCCAUCGAAACGAAAGCAGAUUGGCACCUGUACCAGUACCGGGUUGACUUCAACCCCGAGGAAGACCGCACCAUGGUCAAGCGUGCGCUGCUGUCCAAUCAUCGCGCUCAAUUGGGCGGCGGAUUUGUAUUCGACGGAACCAUGUUAUUCACCCAUCAACGUCUGGCACCUGAUCCAAUGGAACUAGUGUCAAAGAGGAAGCACGAUGAUCAAUUCAUAACGAUGACUGUGCGCAUGGUGGAUAAAGACGCCAUCAAGUAUGGAGAUCAAACCUAUCUCCAAGUGCUGAACAUCGUCGUCAGAAAAUGUAUUGCCAAUUUGGAUAUGACUCUAUUGGGGCGCAACUACUAUGAUCCAAAAGCUAAAAUAACAAUUCCUGAAUUCAGCCUUGAGUUGUGGCCUGGAUAUCUAACUUCGAUGCGCCAACAUGAACAUUCUUUCCUACUUUGUGUGGAAAUAAUCCACAAAGUGCUGCGUCAAGAUACGGCUUAUGACCUGCUGAGAUUAGCCAUGCAGAGAGACUCCCGCAACUACCAGGACAUAUUCAGAAAUGAAAUGAUCGGUCAAGUGGUAUUGACCAGUUAUGGUAACACCGCCACUUACAAAGUGGAUGACGUGGAUUUCACCUCAAACCCUGACACCACUUUCGACAUGAAAGGAGUCAAGACUACCAUCCGCGACUACUACAACUCGAAAUACGGUUUGAAAAUUCAAGAUGGCAGACAGCCGCUGUUGGUGUCGAGGCCGAAGGCGAGAGACGAGCGUGGCGGCCGCGAUGGUCCCAUCUUUCUGGUGCCUGAGCUCUGCCGCAUGACUGGCAUCACCGACGAAAUGAGAAACAACCAGAACCUGAUGCGCGCGAUGGCAGACAGAACCAGGAUGGACUCUCGCACUCGCCAAGAGAGACUAAUGGUCUUCCAGAAGAGAUUCACUCAGACUCCCAAGAAUGCAGAGGAGCUUAAGAAUUGGAAUCUGAGUCUAUCGAAGAAUUUGGUGUCUAUGAACUCGAGAAUUCUGCCACCAGAGAGAGUGCUGUUUGGUGGUGGAAACGCAGUGACUUUGGACCGCGGCCCAGACUGGACGAACAAUUUCAGAAACUGUAGUCUGCUGGCCACAUCGGCCAUCUCGAAUUGGGUGGUGGUUGGCCUGAGCAACGCCCAAAGGGACAUCCAGGAGUUUGUCUCGCUGCUGCAGAAGUCAGCCCGAGGAAUGGGCCUGCGCAUUGACCAGCCCCAAUGGAUGAACUUGGACGACGACAGAGUGAACUCGUGCGUGGGAGUGCUGGACAGAGUGCUGUCUCGAGACUUGCCGCAGAUCAUUCUAUUUCCAGUUUCUAACAAUCGCGCUGACCGUUACAGUGCCAUCAAGCGCAAGACUUAUGUCGACAGGGCAGUGCCGAGUCAGGUGGUUGCGUUGAAGACGCUGCGCAAGAAGGGCCUGAUGUCGAUUGCCACCAAAGUGGCCAUUCAAAUGUCGUGCAAAAUCGGUGGUUCGCCGUGGUCGGUGGACAUCCCGAUCAAGAGCACAAUGGUGAUCGGAUACGAUGUGUGCCACGACGCAAAGCAGAAGACAAAGUCGUACGGCGCACUGGUGGCCUCGCUGAACGCAUCGUGGUCGCGCUAUUACAGCAGCGUCACCCACCAUCAGCACGGUGAGGAGAUCUUCAAGGAUCUCCCAAUGAACAUUAUCAAAGCUAUCACCAAGUACCAGCAGCACAACGAAAAUCAGCUGCCGAACCGACUUCUCAUCUACCGCGACGGAGUGGGCGAAGGCCAGGUGAACAAGGUCUUCAGUCGUGAAGUGGAGGAUGUUGUCAACGCUUUGCAGGCUACGUACGGUGAGCAGGCGCCGAAGAUGGCGUUCAUAAUAGUGACGAAGAGGCUGAACUCUCGCAUUUUCCUGGGCAACGAGAACCCACCAGCGGGGACUGUGGUGGAUGAUGUGAUCACCUGCCCGGAGAAGUAUGACUUCUUCUUGAUUCCACAAUCGGUGCGCCAGGGCACGGUCAGCCCCGCCGGGUACAACGUCAUCUAUGACAAGUCGGGGCUCUCUGCUGAUCACAUGCAGCGCAUAACUUACAAGUUGUGCCAUCUGUACUUCAAUUGGUCGGGCACAGUUCGUGUACCGGCUCCCUGCCAAUAUGCUCACAAACUGGCCUUCCUGUGCAGUCAAAAUCUGCAUGGAAUCCCUAAUGAAGACUUGAGCGAUCUCCUCUACUUUUUGUAGACGAGACUACAUAAAGUAGUACGAGUCAACCAAAGACUGACUUUUUCGUAAGGUUGAACGGAUACAUUUUUUAGUACUUCCACUAUACGCAUAAAAUAAACGCGACCGAAUCCCAGUCGUGCUUACCAUCCUUUUGUACUGUGUACUCCAACAUACUUUCAACAUUCCAAGCUUCUCUACUAGAUGUAUUGAUGGUAUAUUGUUCAGAUUGCUUUAUACAUUGUGUGGGUUAAUGGGUAUUUUCAAAUAAGUUACCGGUUGGAAAUAAAAAGAAUUAUAAUUUUGCUUUUUGAGAAAAUGAAAGAUCCAACUGAUCAAUUCACGUUUGAGGAUAAUUUUCGCAUUUAUUUCAGUAGAAAUGCAAAGUCACAUUUUUCGAAUGCAAAGUUACAUUAUGUUUAAUUGAAGAAUCAUUUUCUUGAUACACCCUGCAAGAUAUAGUUAUAUUUUUUGUACAACUACAUUUAUAAUCGUGUAGAUUUCAUUUUUCACUUUACAAUCUUUGUUGAGUCUUCAACUCUAAAGUUUUGAAUUUGAUGAUUUUAUAAUAAUGAUUUUUCCUACAUGAACUUUGAAAUUGAUGAACAAGAUGUCCAUUAUGUCAGUCUGAUAUCAAUGUUUUUAAAUAAAUUUAAUGUAACUUACAGGGUAUAUAUUACUGCCAUUAUUUAUAGUUUUAUAUGAUAGGUUAAUAAUCAAAUAUAGAGUUGUUAUCAGAAUAUAUUUUGACUUACUGCAGAGAUUAUUAGACAGCCCUAUAGUGAGGUCCACGUUAUAAUAGCAGUGAAGGAAGAUACGAGAACAACGUUGCCAAAUUGACUCCAUUUUGCCACUGAGUGUACACAGCUUUUAUUCAAUUCACCCCAUUAAAUCUGAUCUGAUAUUAAUUCCUUUGAAUAAAUUAUCAAUUUCAUGUCAAAUUAAUUAAAUUCAUCCUUAAAAUAUUGUUUCCAUAAUUUGAUUCUAAACUUUGCUUUCCAUAACUGAGAUCAGAUUUACAAACCUGAAAUGGCGGCUAAUUUGAAAAGCUGUGAUUCACCAAUCUGAACUUCAAACAAAACAACAGCAAUUAAGUUAUUCGCUAGGUAUUCUAUUCCAAUCUCUUGAAAAAAUAAAAGAAAAAUAGAAAUCCUAUCCAUAAUAAGAUCGAAAUAAUCCUAAAAUAAGGUUUCAAUGUUAUUUAUACUGGUACCCAGAAGCAUGGACGAAGUCUAAGAUAGUCUAGAUAAGUUAUUAACUUUUAAAGUUGCAUUUCAAAUAUAAUUUGUGUUUCUCAUACGGUAAUAGCUAAAAAUAAUUUCAUUUAUCCAAAAAAAAAUCAAUAAUACGACUCAUGUACUUGAGCAUUUUGUUAUAAAUCAAAAUAAAACAUGGGAUUAUUUGUCUACCUCUGUACAGUCACUGUCAAAAGAGAAAUAAAAUAUUUUUGGCCAACUGUCAACAUUGCAAAGCUAGAGAGAGAUAGUGCUAUCUGUUGCAUGUCAGACAAGGAUAACAACACUAUUAACAAUCAUUCACUGCCAUUAUAACAUGGACCUCACUAUAGUACCCACUUACUAUAGUGAGGUCCACGUUAUAAUGACAGUAUUUGAUCGACUUUGGUUUUGCUAUCCUUGUCUAUCAUUCGACAAAGCCGGUGGUACUAUCCUUUUCUAGGUCCACAACGAUGCCAAUUAUGUUUUUGCCAGUGUAGAAAUAUGAUUAAUUAAUGCAGAGAAUCGGCAUCUCUAUUCUUCUAUCUUUAUUCACUGCCAUUAUAACGUGGACCUCACUAUAGUGGGCUUACCACUACUGCCAGGUUUAUAGUUGUAAUAUAAUAAUCUAAUUGAACGGCCUUCAAGAUGAGUAACAUUUUUUGAAAGUUCUUUCAAAUAUUGUAGUUUUUUUUAUCAUAUUGAAGAGAAAAAAUGUAUUAAUUAGAUCAAAACUUGAUCGAAACUUUCUCCAUUCUGUGACCUCCUUUUUGAAGUACAGCGUUUAUCUUUGGUUGAUGGAUUUUUUCUUGUGAUCUUUGAGGUGCUAAUGUACUCGUAUGUACACUACUUAUUAGCAGUAUUAGCAUUUAUUAAUUCUUGACUUGAUCUCACUCAAUCUCAUGCAUGUCAAGCAAGAUUCAUUUUAAAUUGCAAGAUUAUUUUUUUCAUUUUUCAUUAGUAUUUAAGAAUCUGUUUUGUUAAAACGACUUCACUUGAGAAUAUUUUUUCUUUAAGCUAUAAGAGUAAUAGAUGUUUCUUUAAAA